CUGGCAGUUGCGCAGCAAUAACUCCCGCUGCCCACCGGCUCACCUGUCCUUCAUCCGCCCCGAUCCGACCCCAAAUCAAUUCCAAAUUCAAUCCGGUCUCAGUGGUUGGCCCGCCGCUGCCAGUGCCAGAUCGAAUCGGACUCUCGGCUCGUGUGCAGCCCACCGGCGAGACGCCGAAGCUAUAUUUUUAUGCCCAUCUGAUCCGAUGCGUGGUGUGGCGUCGUCUCCGCUUUUACUAGAUCAUCAGUAGCCAGCUCAGGAGCCGAGCCUGGUCAGGGUAGCCAAGCCCAUCCCGGUCCUCUCCCGGCGUCUUCUCCCUCCGCACCGCGGCUCCGGCGAUGGCGGGCGUCGGCUCCGCGCUGCGUCGGCUCUACCUCUCCGUCUACAACUGGGUCGUCUUCUUCGGAUGGGCGCAGGUGCUGUACUACGCGGUCCUGACGCUGCGUUUGAGCGGGCACAAGGCCGUCUAUGCCGCCGUCGAGAGGCCGCUGCAGUUCGCGCAGACAGCCGCCAUCAUGGAGAUCGUUCAUGGGCUCGUAGGGUUGGUGAGGUCUCCGGUCUCUGCAACUCUUCCACAGAUUGGAUCCAGGUUGUUCCUUACGUGGGGUGUCUUGUGGAGUUUUCCUGAGACCCAGUCACACCUUCUUGUUACUACCCUGGUCAUAAGCUGGUCUAUCACUGAGAUCAUCAGAUACUCUUUCUUUGGAACGAAGGAGGCAUUUGGCUUUGCGCCUUCCUGGUUAUUAUGGCUUAGGUACAGCACCUUUAUGUUGUUGUAUCCUACUGGUAUCUCUAGUGAAGUUGGUCUGAUCUACAUUGCCUUGCCUUACAUGAAGGCAUCGGAGAAAUACUGUAUUAGGAUGCCCAACAAAUGGAACUUCUCAUACGAUUACUUCUAUUCAUCUGUCCUUGCCCUCCUGAUCUAUGUUCCAGGAAGCCCACACAUGUACCGUUACAUGCUCUCCCAGAGGAAGAAGGCGCUAUCAAAGGCCAAAGCGGCAUGAUGAUGCCAAGCAAGGGAAUCGGUGGACUGGUUUGCGUGAUGGAUGCCGGAACAUGUUCAAGUUUUCGACAUCCCCUGUAGAAUCUAGUGGUCGGGGGAUAUAUAUUACUAGAAUGGGGCUCUUCAUAUGAACUGCCCCGUAUGCGUAAUGUGUUGUACCGGAGUCAUCAUUUCAGAUAUCAGCUGUUGCGUGGUUAAAUCGUAGUUUGCUUCCGGAUCACCCAUCAGUUGGGGGGUGGAUUACCAUGUUGAUUAUAUAAGGCAAUGCGUUCCGCAUCCUUCCCUCAACUGGUGCUGUGCUCUCUUGUUUCUAGCGUACGAUGAAUGAUGGAUUUUAUCCCGGGCCUGGAACAUUUUGCAUGCUCUAGCUUCAUGUUGAUUAUUAUAUAGCAAAAUUAGCAAUGUAUUUCUUACUUAUGAC
Messenger RNA from Zea mays, 1424 nucleotides. RefSeq lists its product as uncharacterized. Gene Ontology annotation, cellular component: endoplasmic reticulum membrane. NCBI's taxonomy places the organism in Eukaryota, Viridiplantae, Streptophyta, Magnoliopsida, Poales, Poaceae. Bases 339 to 1004 code for a protein of 221 amino acids. The record is from RefSeq and is marked provisional. Gene Ontology annotation, molecular function: 3-hydroxyacyl-CoA dehydratase activity. The transcript has 9 exons. Gene Ontology annotation, biological process: fatty acid elongation; very long-chain fatty acid biosynthetic process; sphingolipid biosynthetic process.